Messenger RNA from Schizophyllum commune H4-8, 649 nucleotides. Its product is annotated as Acylphosphatase. Gene Ontology annotation, molecular function: acylphosphatase activity. Bases 70 to 348 code for a protein of 92 amino acids. The transcript has 5 exons. Lineage: Eukaryota; Fungi; Basidiomycota; Agaricomycetes; Agaricales; Schizophyllaceae. The record is from RefSeq and is a predicted model, not a curated record.
CCGAUAUCCAGACUCUUCACCCAUCUUCGCAGCUUCACCCAACAGUCAUCUACGUUUCCUGCUGGAGAUAUGCCUACCAAGCGUAUUGCAUUCACCGUUCAUGGCCUCGUCCAAGGCGUGAACUAUCGGAAUUUCGCCGUCCAGCGCGCGGUUACUGACCAUGUCACUGGUUGGGUGAAGAAUGCCCACGACGGGACGGUCGUGGGCGAGGCGCAGGGCGACGAACAGCAGCUGGAAAAGUUCAUCAAACACCUGAGCCAAGGGCCGCCUGCGGCAAAUGUUACCAAGGUCGAGCAGCGGGAAUUGGAGCCGAAGGAGGGGGAGGACGACUUCCAGCGCAGAAGAUAAAUGUACGCGAUUGCCCAUAAGGAAGCCCUGAUUGAACGUCAGGAAACGCACGACGGUCAUACCUAGACGACGACGCGCACUUGAAGAUUUAGAGGAGCGAAGCCGUUCGAUAGACAUAUACAUUGUGACAUGCUUUAUUCCUGAUGCAGUAAGGCAGCAGUAAAAAUGAAGGUCGUAUAACAUGUGUACAUAGGGUUCCAUAAAGAGUCCACGCUCGGCCAAAUCAUAGUAUACAUUCGACAUACGGGCAACGUCGGCUUGGAUCGCUCCUGCUCCUUGGCACCUCCAGCGCUUUACGGCG